AUGGCCAUCAUUGAGCCACUAACAAGCCCAAAGCCGGAUUUCUUCAGUAGAAUGUUUGGGCUGCAAUUCAAAGGGGUGAAUGGAAAUGGUCAAAUAUGGUUGUUUGCAGAAAAUGGAAUGGAGGCUGAUGACUGGGACAUCUCAGAACAGGUUCUUCAUACUCGUAUUUCCUCUGAUCUUUUUCCUAUUCCUUUGCAUCUGUCAGUAGUGUAUGGAAAAUGCUCGAGAGAAGGGAGGCUCCCCCUUUGGGAUAAACUUAGAGAGCUUGCAGUGAGAAUGGAGGGCCGGCCAUGGCUGGUAGGAGGGGACUUUAAUGUUUUCCUCUCGGAAGAAGAAAGGCAAGGUUCCAGCAAAAAUAGGGUAAGGGAGAUGGUGGAUUUUGCUAAUACUAUAAGUGAUUGCCAGCUCCUGGAUCUUGAUACCGAUGGUGCAAAAUUCACAUGGGCAAGAGGGAAUAUUUUUGAGAAAUUGGACAGAGCUUUGAUUGGGGAGAGGUGGCAGGAGCUUUUUGCUACAACAAGAGUUACUAAUCUGCCUAGAAUAAUGUCUGAUCAUGGCCCGCUGCUUAUUCAAUGUCAACUUCCUGGUCCUCCCACCCGUCCUUCUUUUAGAUUUCAGAGUAUGUGGAUCAGACACCACUCCUUUUUGAACGAGGUGGAGAGGUGCUGGAUUGAACCCACGGGGGAGAAGGGCAUGCUAAAUUUGCAGCUGAAACUGGGGCGUGUUAAAAAGUGCCUGAAGUGGUGGAAUAAAAAUGUCUUUGGAAAUGUCUUUGAAAAGGUAAAGCAAGCCGACCUUGCAGCUCAGGAGGCUCAUAAAAAGUUUGAGCAUGAUCAGUCUCCUUCCUCAAGAUUGGAGAUGAAUAGAACCGCAGCAGAGCUUGUGCUUGCUUUAAGAAUGGAGGAAGAUUAUUGGAAGCCAAAAGCAGCCAUUAGAUGGACAGUUGAGGGAGAGAGAAAUACUAAAUACUUUCAAGGUUGGGUGAAACAAAAAAGGGCAAAGUCUAGGAUCCAUGCCAUUGAGGAGGAGGGAAGAGUCAUAACAGACAGUGGAGAGCUGAGUGCCUCGGCUGUCAGGUUCUUCCAGAAUUUAUUAUCCUCUGACACUGAUAUUUUACAUGAACCAGAUUUGGAUCUUCUGGCCUCUCUGCCCCCGGAUUUUGAUAUGCAGGUGCUGGACAGCCUUCCCACGAUUCAGGAAGUCAAGAAUGUAGUGUUUGGGAUAAAUGCGGAUAGUGCAUCGGGGCCGGAUGGGUUCUCCCUUUUCUUUCAAACUUGCUGGGAUAUUGUUGGUGCUGAUGUCUCUGAAGCGGUUAUUGAUUUCUUUCAAGGAGCCGAGAUGCCAAGAGGCUUGGCGGCAACAAUGAUCGUCUUAAUUCCUAAGAAGAAAAGCCCUACUAAAUGGUCGGAAUUCAGGCCAAUAAGCUUGUGUAACGUGUCCAAUAAAAUUAUAUCAAAGCUCUUGUAG
Messenger RNA from Salvia hispanica, 1467 nucleotides. The record is from RefSeq and is a predicted model, not a curated record. Lineage: Eukaryota; Viridiplantae; Streptophyta; Magnoliopsida; Lamiales; Lamiaceae.